AUGCCUCCGCAGAACUACCGCAGGCUCGCCGAGAUGAAAAAGAACCAGGGACAUGCUGCAUCAUCAUCAGUCCACGCUGUCGCAGCAAUCGAAUUCGCCGCAGGCGAUUCGGGUCUGGAAGCGCAGCGUGGCCGUUUACCGCAAGCAGCGUCUAUCGCUGGGCCAUUCCCCGCAGCAGAUCAAGCAGAGGCGGCUCAUGAUUCUCUCCCAGGACUACUGGCGUGUCGAGGCCGAGGCUUUGACGAGGCUAGCCAGCAGCGACCCCCCAAGAUCAAGACGCCCUCCGCUCCGCUUGGAAUCCGUGACGGGGAGAGUUUCGGAUGGCACAAGGUCAAGAAGGAGGCGCCGUCCAGACGAGGCCGAUGUCGAGACGUCCACCAGCACAAGGGAUGGCGCCUAACCAUGAGUCCCAUUGGUCCUGCACGCACAAGAUCAGCACUACAAGUAGCCUGA
Drechmeria coniospora is the source of this 453-nucleotide messenger RNA. RefSeq lists its product as uncharacterized. The transcript is spliced from 2 exons. The record is from RefSeq and is a predicted model, not a curated record. Lineage: Eukaryota; Fungi; Ascomycota; Sordariomycetes; Hypocreales; Ophiocordycipitaceae. Bases 1 to 453 code for a protein of 150 amino acids.